Funneliformis caledonium is the source of this 270-nucleotide messenger RNA. NCBI's taxonomy places the organism in Eukaryota, Fungi, Glomeromycota, Glomeromycetes, Glomerales, Glomeraceae. The record is from the annotation of a GenBank genome assembly.
AUGCGCAAUAAAGUUAACCUCAACACUCUUCAAAAAUGUAAAUCAAAAGAAAAUGAAAUGCCUGAGCAUCGUGAAGCUCGUCUUAUCAAAGAACCUGCAGCGGGGUCAAACCAUGAAGUCACAACAACCAUAGCCGCAGUAGCAACGAUCUAUGAAGCCGCAGCAACUACAGUCACAGCAGCAACGAUCUAUGAAGCUACAACCGCAACAGAAUCGAGGUAUGCUAGAGCAGGAUCGAAACAUUUCAGAGCGGCAAGAUCGGAGUGUUGA